AUGAAGGACGGCCACUUCGUGGACCAGCACGGGCGCGUCGCGCUGCUGCGUGGCGUGAACCUGGGCGGCUCCUCCAAGCUGCCGUUCGGCUACGGCCACACGGACGACCAGGACACGAGCGACUUCUUCGACGGCGCGGCCUCCGUGUCGUUCGUGGGGCGCCCGUUCCCCCUGGAGGAGGCGGACCUGCACUUGUCCCGCCUGCAGCGCUGGGGCCUGACGUUCCUGCGCUUCAUCGUCACGUGGGAGGCCAUCGAGCACGCCGGCCCCGGCCAGAUCGACCACGAGUACCUCAAGUACAUCCGCGCAGUGGUGGAGAAGGCGGCCGAGUACAACAUGCAGGUGUACAUCGACCCGCACCAGGACGUCUGGUCCCGCUGGACGGGGGGCGACGGCGCCCCCAUGUGGACGCUGGAGUGCAUCGGCUUCGAGCCGCGCAACUUCGAGCCGACCAAGGCGGCGCUGUGCCUCGAGACGUGCGGCCUGCCGGCGUCCAAGUUCCCCAAGAUGAUCUGGCCCACCAACUACGCCAAGUUGGCGUGCGCCACCAUGUUCACGCUCUUCUGGGCCGGCAAGAAGUACGCGCCCAACUGCUUGGUGGACGGCGUGCAGAUCCAGGAGUACCUGCAGUCGCACUACUUGGACUCGUUGGCCGCUCUGGCCGAAGCUCUCAAGGGCCUGCCGAACGUCGCUGGCUACGGCACCAUGAACGAGCCUUCCAACGGUUGGAUUGGCACCAAGGACCUGGUCAACUCGGGCGGCUUCAGGAAUGGCCACGCGCCUUCGCCGUUCUCCGCCAUGCUGCUUGGCGAAGGUAUUGCUCAGAACGUCGAGGUCUGGGGCGCCGGUAUCAUGGCCAUGAUGCGCGGAAAGCCCCUGCGCGCGGAGCGUGUUGACCCCAAGGGAGUGCGAGCCUGGAAGGAGGGCGCCGGCUGCAUCUGGAGGAAGGCUGGCGUCUGGGACUUUGACGCGCAGGGCAACCCGAAGCUGCUGAAGCCUGAUUACUUCAGUGGAAUCGACUUUGGCACUGAGUGCUACCUUCCCUUCGCGAGGAGGUUCACCAAGCGCAUCCAGAGUAUCUCCCCCAAGGCCAUGAUCUUCGCGGAGAUGCCUCCUACCGAGAUCGGCGACCUGGUGUUCCCUCAGAUCAGCAACGAGGACGUCCCGCUCGCAGUCAACGCCAUGCACUGGUACGACAUGAUCACGCUCUUCACCACGACGUGGCGCUCCUACUUCACGCUGGACUUCGCGACGGGCAAGCCUGCGUUCGGCAACGCUGCGCUUCGGAAGCUGCACCAGCACCAACUCGCCCACGUCGCCAGCUUCGGACGUGAGAAGAUGGCCAAGGCCCCGACGCUCAUCGGCGAGACGGGCAUCCCGUACAACAUGAACCAUGCGGAAGCGUACGAGACCGGGGACUUCUCCGCCCAAGUGGAGGCUCUGGACAACACCAUCUUCAACCUCGAGUCGCAGCUGCUGUCCUUCACGCUGUGGAACUACACGGCCGACAACUCACACAAGUUCGGAGACCUGUGGAACCUCGAGGACCUGAGUAUCAGCAGCCCGGACUCGGAGGCUCUGGCGCGUCGCCUCUCUGGCGUCCGCCGUCGUGAUGACUCUGCUCGUGCUCUGCGUGCAUUCGCGCGUCCGCACGGGCGCAGGAUCGCUGGCAUCCCGAGCAAGUCGCAGUUUGACUUGAAGACGGCCGAGUACGUGCUCGAGUACACGUCGGGGAAGUCGGUGGCGAGCGCAGUCACGGAGAUUUACGUCCCGUACGCGCACUACCCCGAAGGCUACCGAGUGACUGCUUCCGACGGCCACUUCACCAUCGCCAAGCACGAGGGCUACGACGUGGUGAAGCACGAGCACGACGGCCACGCGCACAAGCACCGUGUGGUGGUGUCUCGCACGAAGCCUCUGCGUUCUGCUCACUCCAACUGGCCCGUGUACCUUGCUCUUGCUGCCGCUGUUGCCAGCCCGUACAUCGAAGCGUACACGCGCAAGUAA
Messenger RNA from Phytophthora sojae, 2007 nucleotides. RefSeq lists its product as hypothetical. The transcript has a single exon. Gene Ontology annotation, molecular function: beta-glucosidase activity. The record is from RefSeq and is a predicted model, not a curated record. Bases 1 to 2007 code for a protein of 668 amino acids. NCBI's taxonomy places the organism in Eukaryota, Oomycota, Peronosporomycetes, Peronosporales, Peronosporaceae.